Molecule: messenger RNA, 1296 nt
Organism: Dictyostelium purpureum
Lineage: Eukaryota; Evosea; Eumycetozoa; Dictyosteliales; Dictyosteliaceae
Product: clathrin-adaptor medium chain apm1
Exons: 4
Coding region: 1-1296 (431 amino acids)
Biological process (GO): vesicle-mediated transport; intracellular protein transport
Cellular component (GO): clathrin-coated vesicle; clathrin adaptor complex
Molecular function (GO): clathrin-cargo adaptor activity
Source: RefSeq, a predicted model, not a curated record
AUGGCAGCAUCAGCUAUCUUUUUAAUGGAUUCAAAAGGAAAGGUUUUAAUCUCACGUAAUUAUCGUGGUGAUGUACCAAUGAGCGUUGCUACCAAAUUUGUUUCGAAAAUAUUAGAAGAAGAGGAUCUUAAUUUAAAACCAAUCAUUCAAGAAGAUGGUAUUUCAUAUAUCUAUGUUAAACAUAAUAAUUUAUUUUUAUUAGCAACAACAGAAAGAAAUGCAAACGCAGCAACUAUAUUAUUAUUUUUAUAUAAAAUGAUUGAAGUUUUUAACGAAUAUUUUAAAGAAUUAGAAGAAGAAAGUAUUAGAGAUAACUUUGUAAUCAUUUAUGAAUUAUUAGAUGAAAUGAUGGAUUUUGGUUAUCCACAAUCAACAGAACCAAAAAUUCUUCAAGAAUAUAUUACUCAAGAAGGUUAUAAAUUAGAAAGAGGAGCAAAAGGUAUGUUACCAAUCUCUGUUACUGGUACAAUUACUGGUGCAGUUUCAUGGAGAAAAGAAGGUAUUAAAUAUAAUAAAAACGAAGUAUUUCUUGAUGUUGUCGAAUCAAUUAAUCUUUUAGUUUCAGCCAAUGGUACAGUUUUAAGAUCAGAAAUUGUUGGUGCAGUUAAAAUGAAAUCAAAGCUUUCAGGUAUGCCAGAAUUAAGACUUGGUUUAAAUGAUAAAAUUUUAUUUGAAAAUAGCGCUAAAACUGGUGCACCAAAAGGAAAAGGUGUAGAAUUAGAAGAUGUUAAAUUUCAUCAAUGUGUUAGAUUAUCCAAAUUUGAAAACGAUAGAACAAUUUCAUUUAUUCCACCAGAUGGUGAAUUCGAAUUGAUGAGCUAUCGUUUAAAUACUACAGUUAAACCAUUAAUUUGGGUAGAAUGUAUUAGCGAUACUCAUGCACACAGUCGUGUCGAAUAUAUGGUUAAAGCAAAAUCACAAUUUAAAGGUAAGUCAAUUGCAAACAAUGUAGAAAUUAUUGUACCAGUUCCACCAGAUGCAGAUACACCAAAAUUCAGAUGUACAGUUGGUACUUGCAAAUAUGCACCAGAAAAAGAUGCUAUCAUUUGGACCAUCAAACAAUUCCCAGGUGGUGGUAGAGAAUUUUUAAUGAGAGCCCAUUUUGGUUUACCAUCAAUCUCUGAUGAAAAACCAGCUACUAAACCACCAAUCAUGGUCAAAUUUGAAAUUCCAUAUUAUACCGUAUCUGGUAUUCAAGUUAGAUAUCUUAAAAUUAUUGAAAAAUCUGGUUAUCAAGCUCUUCCUUGGGUUCGUUAUGUUUGUUUAAGUGGCGAUUAUCAAUUUAGAACUUCUUAA